Molecule: messenger RNA, 710 nt
Organism: Amyelois transitella
Lineage: Eukaryota; Metazoa; Arthropoda; Insecta; Lepidoptera; Pyralidae
Gene: Mnat9
Product: alpha/beta-tubulin-N-acetyltransferase 9
Exons: 4
Coding region: 127-702 (191 amino acids)
Biological process (GO): protein acetylation
Molecular function (GO): N-acetyltransferase activity
Source: RefSeq, a predicted model, not a curated record
UCUUUUUUUAACAUGUCAUUGAUGAUAAUAAAUCUGUGUGGUUUAUUUAUCAUGUUCUUCUGAAUAAAAUAGAAUGAUAUUUCGUUACAGAAUUUUAGGGAAGUGUCAUAACAUUAAUUGGAUAAAAUGAAGCUAAACAGUUUUACAAAAAUUUGUGGCACCAACAUUGUGCUUGUGCCUUAUAAGAAACAUCAUGUCCCAAAAUACCAUAUGUGGAUGAAAUCUGAAGAAUUACAGAAACUAACUGCCUCUGAACCAUUAUCUUUAGAAGAGGAAUACAGCAUGCAAAAAUCUUGGCUUGAUGAUGAAGACAAGUGUACUUUUAUAAUUUUACUAAAAGAGAAAGAGCAAGAUGAAAUAGAAGCUAUGAUUGGUGAUACAAAUAUAUUUAUAACAGACAAUGAAAAUAAAGUCGGAGAAAUAGAAAUCAUGAUAGCAGAGAAAGCUGCUCAAGGCAGACAUCUUGGAUGGGAAGCGGUGAUUUUAAUGCUACUAUAUGGAAUACAGUUCAUAGGACUAAAGGUGUAUGAAGCCAAAAUCUCAAUGAGUAAUCACAAAAGUAUCCAAAUGUUUAAAAAACUUGAUUUCAAAGAAAAAUCAAAAAGUGAUGUGUUUCAAGAAAUCACAUUUGAGAGAAAUGUUACCAGUGUUUGGUUAGAGUGGCUACUCAAGCAGUUUAAACUUGAUAUAAAAGAAUAUUAAAAUUUUAA